AUGGUGGCCGCUGUGAGAGUGGCACCGAGUGCCGCAACAAGGGCAGUGAGCCUCUUGAGGACAGUCCAGUACGCGCACCCGCCCAACUGUCCUUGCCACUCCAACCCGGGCCAUCACCACCACCAUGCGAAGCCGCACGUGGACAGGUACGCCCAGCGGCAGUCGAGCCGGAGGUUCGCCUCGGCGCUCGAUCCCUCGAGCCAGAAGGAGUACGCCUUUGAGAUGGCCGCCUCGUCCAUACGCUUCGGGCCCGGCGUCACCAAGGAGGUUGGCAUGGACUUUACCAACAUGGGUGCCCGGAGGGUCUGCGUGGUCACGGAUUCGACAGUCAAGCACCUGACUGCUAUGAAGCAAGUUGAAGAGGCGCUGUCGGCGGAGGGAAUCGAGUUUGAGGUUUUCGACAAAGUUAGGGUUGAGCCGAAAGACAGCUCAAUCAAGGAGGCUAUCGCCUUUGCUAAGCCAUACCGCCCGGACGCAUUCCUGGCUGUGGGCGGUGGUUCCGUCAUCGAUACAGCCAAGUUGAUGAACCUGUACACAGAGUACCCGGAGGCCGACUUCUUGGACUUCGUCAACGCCCCUCUGGGUAAUGGGCGUCCCAUUGAUAAGAAACUCAAGCCACUCAUAGCCAUUCCCACCACAGCUGGUACUGGGUCCGAAACAACAGGGACCGCCAUCUUCGAUCUGGUUGCCAAGCGAGCCAAAACGGGCAUCGCACACCGCAACCUGAAGCCGACGCUCGGCAUAUGCGACCCGCUCAACACCAAGACGAUGCCCGCCGCCGUCAAGGCGUCGUCUGGUCUCGAUGUGCUGUGCCACUCGCUGGAGUCGUGGACAGCCAUUCCCUUCAACGAGAGGACACCCAGACCGACUAACCCGAUUCUGCGGCCGGCUUACCAAGGUGCAAACCCCAUCAGCGACAUCUUCUCCCUCAACGCCCUGAGGGCUACCGUCAAGUAUCUCCCGAGAGCAGUCAAGGACCCGGAGGACUACGAGGCCCAGAGCGAGAUGCUCCUCGCUGCCACCUUGGCCGGCGUCGGCUUCGGCAACGCUGGUGUGCAUUUGUGCCACGGCAUGUCCUACCCAAUCUCCGGGCAGAAUCCGGGCUACAAGCAUUCCGGAUACGAGGUCGACACGCCCAUCAUCCCGCACGGAGUCUCUGUUGCCGUCUCGGCGCCCGCAGUGUUCCGCUUCACCGGGCCCUCAAACCCCGAGCGGCACCUGGCCGCGGCUGAGGCCUUUGGCGUCGACAUCAGCAACGUCAAACGCGAGGAUGCUGGUGCCGUUCUCGCUGACGCCAUCACCGCGUUCCUUGCUGAGCUCGGCGACCAGCCAAAGGGCCUGCGGGAACUCGGGUUCGGGGACGAGCACAUCGACGCGCUGGUCGAGGGCACCAUCCCCCAAGCCAGGGUUCUGAUGCUUGCGCCGGGGCUGAGGACCGAGUUGGAGAAGGAGCGGGAGCAGCUGAGAGGUCUGUUUGAGGAUGCUAUGGCACAUUAA
Neoarthrinium moseri is the source of this 1497-nucleotide messenger RNA. RefSeq lists its product as uncharacterized. Bases 1 to 1497 code for a protein of 498 amino acids. The transcript is spliced from 4 exons. Gene Ontology annotation, cellular component: mitochondrion. Lineage: Eukaryota; Fungi; Ascomycota; Sordariomycetes; Amphisphaeriales; Apiosporaceae. The record is from RefSeq and is a predicted model, not a curated record. Gene Ontology annotation, molecular function: metal ion binding; alcohol dehydrogenase (NAD+) activity.